CCGUCAGACAAUUUGAAAAGCCGUAAAAGAAAAUCCUUAUUAAUGUCGUCGUUAUUUGUUAAUGCAAUUAUUAAUGGUGUGUUUGUGUAUAUAAAAGGAAAGGGCGAUAACAAUCUCAUCAUCAAAAUAAACAAAACACAGUUUAAAAUAAAACAAUCAAAAGCUAAUCGAUUCUCAUCAUUAAUGGCGAUGUCAGGAACAUACGUGACAGAUGUGCCUCUAAAGGGUACGGCAGAGAAACACUACAAGAGAUGGAGGAGCGAGCAUAACCUCUUCCCCGACGCCAUUGGCCAUCACAUCCAAGGAGUCACCGUCCACGAUGGCGAUUGGGACUCUCACGGCACCAUUAAAAUCUGGAACUACACUCGUGAUGGGAAGGAGGAAAUGUUCAAGGAGAUGAUAGAGAUGGACGACGAAAAGAUGGCCGUGACGAUAAAUGGGCUCGAGGGUCACGUGAUGGAGGAGUUAAAGGUGUAUGUUGUAACAUUUCAUUUCAUCCCCGCGUCUGAGGAAGGUUGCAUCUGCAAAGUCACUAUGGUGUGGGAGAAGCGGAACGAAGACUCUCCUGAGCCUAUCAACUACAUGAAGUUCGUCGAGAUGAUGGUUGCUGACAUGGAUGACCACAUCCUCCAGGACCAGGAAUGAUGAUGCUUCAUCAUCAUCACAUCCUCUUUCGUUUAUGUGUGUCAAAUAAAUUUGUGUGUUUGUUUCGUCCAUGACACUUCCUACUAUCAUCAUGGUGUUUUAUGUCCAACUUUUAUUUAUAUGAAUAGUAUUGUUCUUCGUUUAUUGAUAUAUCUGCUAUAUUGGAUUGAAAUAUCAUAUAGGCUGCCACAAUAUCUGAUCUG
Molecule: messenger RNA, 848 nt
Organism: Brassica napus (rape)
Lineage: Eukaryota; Viridiplantae; Streptophyta; Magnoliopsida; Brassicales; Brassicaceae
Product: MLP-like protein 328
Exons: 2
Coding region: 43-645 (200 amino acids)
Biological process (GO): defense response
Source: RefSeq, a predicted model, not a curated record